Mesorhabditis spiculigera is the source of this 219-nucleotide messenger RNA. NCBI's taxonomy places the organism in Eukaryota, Metazoa, Nematoda, Chromadorea, Rhabditida, Rhabditidae. The record is from the annotation of a GenBank genome assembly.
AUGGGUUCCGCCGAAUCGAAGCAGGAGGGCAAGGAAACCAACUACCCCUACAGCAACAACCGCCCCAUCGCCGACCCGUGCCAGCUCACCCGACGGGCUCUCGAAGAGUGCUUGUCAGACCGCGGCGCCGAGGAGGGCUGCAAGGCGCUGAUGGACGCGCACCGCAAAUGCCUCAAGGAUCAGAAGCCGUACUACCCGGUCGACAUCAAGAAGUCCACG